UUUGAUUACUAAAAUAUAAUUGUUAACGAUUCUCGGAGAAACUACCUCAGUUUGCCAAAGCUCCGGCCUCCUAAACAUGAGCAUACACGGAAAAAAAUUCUGAUUGCGUUAAUUAGAAAUCUGGUAGAUUCAGCCAGUCAGAAUUCCCUUAGGAUUCACUAGACGCGUAGUGAAGUUUAUCAAACGUUCCGGUUAUGAAAUACCUAUCGUGACAACUAGAAAUUCCGUUUGGUUUAACCAAAGUACAUUCUAUCACACACGUGAUUGUAACAGAAUUUCUAGUUGUCACGAUAGGUAUUUCAUAACCGGAACGUUUGGUAGACUCCACUACGCGUCUAGUGAAUCCUAAGGGAAUUCUGACUGGCUGAAUCUACCAGAUUUCUAAUUAACGCAAUCAGAAUGUUUUUCCGUGUAUGCUCAUCUCGUUUAGGAGACUGGAGCUUUGCGAUGACACGUGAUUGUUGAUACAAUCGGAGCAUUUUUCCCAGUGCAUAUCUUUAGAUGCCUUUAAACGCCGUCCGGUCGCUUUUACUCCGACGACGGCGAUCGCGCAGCGACGAGGAUGCUAACCGUCCACGAUAUUCUUGUUUCAGGCAGCUGCGCGAAGGUACACUCGCGGAAAACGGCCUACAGAACGACAGUCGGCUGACGCUGCUGCCGAGCGUGGAAACCGGAUUGCUGGCGCAACGACCGGAGCAGAGCGUAAUGCAGGCCUUGGAGAGUCUCAAUGAUUCACAGGUGAAUGACUUCUUGUCCGGCAAGGCGCCGCUUAAUCUGACGAUGCGACUGGGCGACCACAUGAUGUUGAUCCAGCUGCAGUUGUCCACCGUAACCCCGGCAUCGCCGACCGCCACUCAAGCUAGCUCCGCCAGCAGUAACGGCCACAAUCAUCAUAGCAAUAGCAGCAACAGCAGCAGCAGCAACAACGUCGCCAGCUUGUCUAAUGGCGGUAAUGCCACGAGCAUGUCCAAUUUGCCUGGUGGUCACUCGUCGUUGCAGGCCAGAAGAUGCCUGACGGCCAGAUCACCGGGAAACAUCGCCAAGCCGCAGAGCGCCGCCGGGACACCGGCUGGCAGAACGUCGCAUCUAAUUAGCAGCCUCACCAGCGCCCUACACGCAGCUACCAGCUACAGUAGCAGCAGCAACAGCAGCCUACCCACCGCCAGCAUUACCACCACGACCACCAGCCCGGUGUGCUCCAGCCGGGUCACGGCGUCCUCCUCGUCCGUCGCGGCGGCGCCAAUUAGCCCGGUGCACUCAUCCUCGUCGUCCAGCAGCAACAACUCGGGCCAGUCCACACGUGGCAAUUCGCACGGCGUUCCACCUACGAACGGCAAUUCUUCUAGCGCGUGUCAGCCCUGCCCGCUCUAUCACCACCACCAUCAUCAUCACGGCCACCAUCACGGUCAUCACCAUGGCCACCAUCACCACCACCACCACCACCAUCAUCAUCACCAUUCGAGAAACAAACCCAGCUUGCCCAGCCUUUCCUCCUCCUCCUCCUCCUCCUCCUCUCCCUCUUCCUUCAGUUCGGGUUCGUCCCCGAUUCAGGAGCAGUCUGCCUUGGAGCCGGUGUCCUACGACGCGACGCUACCCAGGAAGAAGCUCUGCAGCGGCCACCACCAUCACGGCCAGCCCUCGUCGUCGGCGUCAGUUACCGCCAGUGGCGCGGACGCCACGAGGAGUCAGCACGAGGAGUCGAAUCCGCAGAGCCCAACGUGCGCCUCGUCGCUGAUGCUGGAGCAGUCGCCGCCCAAGCCCGCUACCCUCGACACCCGGGCGCUCGCCGAGGCGUCUCGGAACCUCACCCAGAAGCUGAAGCAGCUCUCCUCUGAGGAGAACGCGAGACGCAGGCAAGGAGCGAUAAUAGAGAGUAUGCAUCAUCACGGCAAGGGCGUGUAUUCCGGCACGUUCAGCGGCACGCUGAACCCAGCCCUCCAGGACAGACACGGUCGGCCGAAGCGGGACAUUAGCACCAUCAUUCACAUCCUGAAUGACUUGCUCUGCGCGACGCCGGCCGCAUCCGCAGGCCACUACAGGCAUCAUCAUCACAGGCAUUCGCAUACACGCCAGCAAUCCUUGAUGUCCGCAUCUUCGGCGGGCACCGCAGCCGCCGCGAGUGGAUCCGCUACGUCGGCCGGCUGCCAUGAUUCCACACCAGGCUACUCCAGCGAGGAACUGUCGAAGGAGAACGAGGCGACGAAGGGCAAGAUGCGCCGGUUGCGUUUAGUCAUGGAGCAACGUCGCGCUAAGAGAAAAGCCAGGCGACAGGCGCGAGCGGCGCCGUACACUACGCAGUGGGCUGCGAUGACUCCCGCCGACCCGAACCACGAGCCGAACACGUCGACCGCGACCUCGGGCACCACCGCCACCGCUAACAGUGCGGAGCCGCAGAACGAGCCGGAGCUUCAGCCGUGCAGCCCCGAGCCGGUCGUAGCUUAAAUACCACGUCACUAACAGUCAAUUCACGGCACACAGUAGUAUCCUCUAUAUGCGUACACAUAGGGUAUGAUUGUUGUUCGCGUUUCUACCAUCGACAUAUGAAACGGGCUAAGUGUUGCGCGCGAGGAGCCGGCACACGCUAUAGAGAAAGAGAGAAACACCAGACGUAUAUUUGUCUCUCUUGUUAGCAUCUCAUUGAUCUUUUUUUGUCGUUCCACUACCAACAACUACCAAUGAGAUACUGGUAAGAGAGACGGAGAGAUAUGCCUACUCUGUUUCUCUCUCUAUAGCGUAUGUCGGUUCGUUGCGCGCAACGAUCAGUCCAUUCUACAUGUCGGUGGUUUCUACCUAUCGCACUGAUUUAUUCCGAAGGAAGAGAAUGCAGGGUCGAACGUGUCCUAUCACGCGCUUACAUCCGCAUCGCACAACACUCGUUCCGCGCAAACCAAACGCUGCAAACGUUCUAAACGUUUUUACUUGACACCUGUUUUUCUGUUGAUACCCCGUACGCGAUCAUUACCGCGGACCCGCUGAGUUUCUCUCCGUAUGAUGCAAGUGUCUCGCUUUCUCCGAUUCGCGUUACCUUAUGCAAAUAGACGUAACUCGCGAGGAUUCACUGGCUGACGUAUCGGAAGAUGAACUCCAAUCGAUCCUCCCUUCCUUGCGUACAGCGCUCGGAAUCACUCCUUAAGCGUUCCUUUCUCUCUUUUUUUUUAUGUCCCCCUGUUUCUUAGGAUCGGGAGUCUCCUUUCUCGUCACCCUCGUUUAAAUUCUUUUAGAACGGAAUUCUCUCUGCGAUGCAACACGCAUCGCAUGCGUCACGCAUUAAUUUGCGGUCGUCCCACAAAAAACCACUUGCAAUUCAUCUUCAUUCACGUACACAUCAUUCCAACUUAAUCGCGUAUGCUUAUUACUGUCAUCAAUGCACAAUGACAACGCGUCGCGAUGGUCACACGAACGUUUCCCGUGACGCGGAUGACACAUGAAGCGCAUCGGGGCAUUUGGGCGUCUAUGAAAAUGAUCGUGCAUGGCGUUAAAACUAUAUAUUGGGCAAUAUAUAGCGUUACUGCUAUAAUAAAAAUGUAUAUUACACAUAUAUAAUUACCAUUAUGUGUAUUUAGUAUAACGAAAUACUGGGUAUCUUACGGCUAUCGUUUCCGAACGUUAACAAAACGGUGAUCUCGCAGUGUUUGGCCGGACUCAGGACUUGAUCGUAGUUGACAAUAAUUACGCUCGGCGAAUGAAUCAGUGUGACGGUUUUACGUAUCUACACAUCGACAUCGCGCGAGAAGUCGAUGAAUUGUUCUGAAAGGGGGGGAGAGAGAGAGAGAGAGAGAGAGAGAGAGAGAAUGAAAGAAAGAAAGAGAGAAAAAUAGAGAGCAAGAGCUCUUAUUAAGGCUCCUAUUAAGGAAUCCUAUUAAGGAACUUCCUGCUAGAAGUAAAACUCGCCGAUAAACACGCCACACGCGUUAAAAAAUAGAAGAAGAGACGAGCAGGAUCGUCAUAGUUUUAUCCGUGUGCGUUUGUUACGCUCUCCUGACUUGUUCUCUCGCUAUCGGGCACUCGAAGUAUCUUAUACGUAAAUGCGAAUGAGAAAGCUCGAUCGCGCCGUACGGAUCGCGAUGCGAGAGAAGCGUGGCGUCUCGAUGCGGAGUCGUUGUCGCCCUUGAUGUAAGAAGUAGAGAGAAGAAACGCCACGGUAACUCGCGCGUAACGGAAUCUGUGCAAAUUUGUACUUUGCGUCCCUCGCGGACCGAUUGAUCUAAAUCACCGUGAUUUUUUUUCUUUUAUAAGUAGCAAGUGCACUUUCCAACGUCUUCUUCGGAUUAAAAUCGCACUGACGCAUACGCGGUUAAUGUACGUCGGGACAUUUCCAUUUGACCCUUCGGUGGUUUUGUGUGCGGGCAAUGUUUGUACGUCGAUCUACGUGUUGUACACUUUACUCGCGUAGGCAAUGUAAAGUAACAAUGCGAGAGUAAGAUUUAAAUGAGAGUAAAGUGAACAACACGAAAGCUUGACUGCGUUUCUCAUCCAAUUGUCCUUCCAAUCUCUGCCUGGAAAUUGGACGAAACGCAAAAAAUAUCGUUUUAUUCAGUAUCUUCCCUGCGUUUGCGUUCCUUCUUCGAUACCUAAUUAAUAUUUGUUCAGUCAAUGUUCCAGAUUCGUGUAGUCGUACAAACCUUCGGUCGUGGAUACAUCAUCCCAGCUUAAUCGCGUUUAUCAGCUAACGGGAAAAAUAGCAAAAGAAAAAUGAAGACAAGGGGGGAAUGAAAGAUUAUUUUUUACGUUGUAUGUAAUUUAUAGAGGAAUCCGAGAAUGUGGGAAACCAUGUGUCUCUCUAAGUGAGGUGUAAAGCGAGUUGAGUCGAGUUGGAAAUAGCAAUGUUCAUACCAAUUCUUGCGGAGUAUAUGACACGAUGAAAUAUGCUGUCUUUUUUAAUCGCUGAUAAAUCAUAUCUCGACGCCUGGUUACCCUUCGUCAGGAUUACAUUAUUAUAUUAUUCUUCGAUGGAUUCGAGACGAGGGAAUUGGAUCCACAUGCUCGAAGAAGGCGUGUAAGACGGUACUAUAGGAUGAAAAGUUGCGUGAUCGUAUUACAUGGCGUGCUACGGCCCCACGAUUUAACUUUAAGUUAAUUAGGUACUACAGAUAAUACAGUGUCACAUACUACUAAUAGAAUACAUUGCGUUUAGGUUUACUUUAGGAAGAAGAAAAUAUUAUUACCAUUAUUACAUUAUUAUAUAUCAUUAGUAUACCGCUAUUACAAUUUUUGCAAAACUGGCUCAAUAUUGUAAUAUACGACUAUCGAAACCUUUAUCGAGUACCAAAAUAAAUAAGAUUGCUUGCUAA
This is a messenger RNA of Vollenhovia emeryi, 5291 nucleotides long. RefSeq names its product midnolin-A. The transcript is spliced from 4 exons. Gene Ontology annotation, cellular component: nucleus. The record is from RefSeq and is a predicted model, not a curated record. Gene Ontology annotation, molecular function: protein binding. The coding region runs from base 502 to 2442 and encodes 646 amino acids. NCBI's taxonomy places the organism in Eukaryota, Metazoa, Arthropoda, Insecta, Hymenoptera, Formicidae.